Guillardia theta CCMP2712 is the source of this 771-nucleotide messenger RNA. RefSeq lists its product as hypothetical. The transcript has 3 exons. The coding region runs from base 1 to 771 and encodes 256 amino acids. Lineage: Eukaryota; Cryptophyceae; Pyrenomonadales; Geminigeraceae. The record is from RefSeq and is a predicted model, not a curated record.
AUGGGAGGAUCGAGUUUGAUGCAGGAGAGAGGACGAAGCAACGGUCCCCUCACACUGAGCAGCUCCUGCUUCAUGCACGGCCCGACAUGCUGGUCGAGGCCCCUGCCGCGGCUCAGCAGGAGCUCGACGAAAUCUUGCAAGGGAAGGGCCCCGACGACAUGCUCUCUAACUGCGGAGCAGGAGCAGGAGCUCAACGAGCGGAGGUUCAUGGAGUGGCUGAAGGCAGAGGGAGUGAGGAUGGCCGAUGUCGAGCUCUCCAGCUUCGGCGGCAUACGGGGAGUGCGGGCAGGGAGCGACCUUGUCUGCGGAGAGACCCUCGCGUCCCUCCCUCGGAAGCUCACUCUCUGCGUUGGAAACCAUCAGCCCUGCCCCUUCCCUCAGUUUGUGAGCGCAAAAUUCUGGCAGCUGAGCAGCAUGCACGUCAGGCUGGCUCUUCGCCUCCUCUUCGAGAUGCAGAGAGUCGAUUCUCGACUUGCGCCAUGGCUCCGCCUCCUGCCGCCAUCGCACGCAGACAAGGCAUGCAGGUGGACAGAAGAGAGGAUCGAGCUGCUCGCGGAUGGAGGAGAGAUCGAGGGGAUGGGAGCGAGGAGCGAGGACGAGGACGAGGACGAGGACGAGGACGAGGACGAGGACGAGGAUGAGGAUGAGAAGAAAGAGGAUCCUGCCUUAAUAGAAGACAUCAGCAAACAUUCAGAGGCUAUUGACGACGCCUAUCGCCUCCUCCUCUCCCUCUCUCCCCAGAGCUCGAUACCACUCGAUCGCUUCCGGUAG